GGUGAGAAUCCCCUCCGACUAUCUGCGACAAAAAAUAUUGGAAAAAAGAGUUUGGUAUGUCGGAGAUUCUAUGUUCCAAGCUGUCCAGUGGUCGUCUUCAGCUUCUACUACCUCGCCACCAUUGGAAACGAUUCAGAUAUGGGCUCACCUGGGAAUCCCUUUGCAUCUACGACAUCAGGAGGGGUUAAGUCUGGUUGCGGGUUUGGUGGGUCAACCCAAAGAAACUGACGAUUUCACAUUGAACCUUGUCAGUUUGACUCUGUCUCAUGUCAAGGUAGAUGUGGACUUAACAAAGCCGCUUCCCAGUGUGGUGGAAUUCACCUGUGAAUCCGGGGAAGUUGUUGAGGUGAUGGUCUCCUAUCCCUGGGUACCGCCUACUUGUUCCCACUGUAAAGAACUCGGGCACAUAAUGAAGAACUGCUUGCUUCUCCCCCCUCCUCCAAAGAACCCGCCGCCCUCUAAAAGGUCAAGCAAAGCUGCAGCUUCGAAAGACAAAGCCACUGUCUCCCCGACUCCUAACCCUCCAACUGACAUUCCUAAGACUCAUGCCUCUUCUUCUGGUACUCCUGCCGCUGUAGUAAAUCCUCCAGAACCUUGUUCUACUGAUCCUCGCCCCUCUGCUUCCCCUUCUGUCCCUUCCUCCGACCGCACAAAAUCAGCCUCACUGCCUCCAUCUCAUCAUAUUCCCUCCCUUAACCCUUUUGUGUCCCCAUCGCCUAUCAAAGAUGCUCCCCUUUUGAAUCCUUCAUCUAUUCCCACUUCUCCUUUUAACCUGUCAACUAGCAUCAUCCCCCUGAACUUCUCCUCCCCUCCAUCGCCUCCUGAAUAUCCAAAAAAAACACCUCGUCCCUGUUCCUCCAAUCAAUCUUUUCCCUCCUUUAUUGCCCAACUAAAUUUUUUCUCCUCUUCCUCUUUUACCCCACCUCCCACUGUACCUUCUAAUCAUCACUUGUCCUCUAAACCCUUUGCUCUUUUGGCUCCUCCUGGUUCUCUUCAUCAUGAAGAGACCGUUGACUAAUUUCUAUGUAUACAAAAACCUUUUUUUGGAAUGUCCGCGGAUUGAAU
This is a messenger RNA of Brassica oleracea var. oleracea, 1065 nucleotides long. RefSeq names its product vegetative cell wall protein gp1-like. NCBI's taxonomy places the organism in Eukaryota, Viridiplantae, Streptophyta, Magnoliopsida, Brassicales, Brassicaceae. The transcript has 2 exons. The record is from RefSeq and is a predicted model, not a curated record. The coding region runs from base 71 to 1018 and encodes 315 amino acids.